This is a messenger RNA of Spirometra erinaceieuropaei, 16083 nucleotides long. The record is from the annotation of a GenBank genome assembly. Lineage: Eukaryota; Metazoa; Platyhelminthes; Cestoda; Diphyllobothriidea; Diphyllobothriidae.
AUGUCGGGUCCAGCGUACACUCCGUUGCCCCAAACAGAAUAUGUCCAUGAUUCAACGCUCACAGGAGACAUCCAACCCAACAAAGAUGUAUCCUUCUUUCUGCUUGAUGAUCGAAUUUUAGGCGCCAGCUAGUCAACCUCAGCGGGUCUCCAUAUUCCAUUUAGAUUUUUAUAAAUCUUACUUCGAUGUAGACACUAAUCAAGUGAGUUUAUCCUUAUCCCUUGAUUUUUCGCGUUCGUUUAUACGACCCCUUAAAAUAAUUGGGUUAGUUACUUACUAUUGUCCGUUUUCGCCCUUCUCUGUGGGGAAAACAGCUGUCGUUUAAAUAGCUCCCUUGAAUGCUUUUUCUGAAAACCCACAGCUUCUACUUGUGACGAGUCAUUGUUCUUUUGUUAAUUCGGCCUACAAGCUACAGUCUUUGAGUUUGAUCGUCAUUUACUUCAGUUUCCUCGCCUCAUCUGUUCGCCUACGCGUAGACAGCACUCCAGGUCACCUACCCGUGUUCUACGGGCUGCGCUUCUGUGCCAACCCAAUAAAAAAGACAAAUAAGUGGCGGGCAUGUGCCGAAAAGGAGUUUGACGCCACACUAGUCACUUAGUCUGCUUUCACCUUCAAUGGGCUUCGCCGGCACUUUGAUACACGACGUAAAGGGAAAGAGAACGUUAGACUUACCCUGGCCUCAAUUUAUCGCUCUAAACCAGCUUUUACACACUAUCAUUGUAAUAUAAUUCCGGCGCUUUUUCAUACAAUUUUUACGGGGUGAAUUCGUGACUUUGAAGGCGGCGGUUGCCGAGUUGACUUGGUCCUCUCGGCUAACGUGUACAUUGAAGUGACUCCCGAGCAUGGCCUUUAUGUGAUCAUCUACCCAUAUGAGCUCCGCACCUUUAACGUUUAGUUUCUGUAUAUGUGGGGACUAGCACAUGUGCCGCACUGGUUCGGCAACUCAUCCAACCCGCCCGAGAGCUCAUAUUCGGAUAUAGAGAAAUCAACAAAAGUAUUAUUUGAAUCCUGUCAUGUAGAAUCAUUGAGCACUAUUACAGGUCGGACUGUGUACGCAGACGAGAGGCCGAUCUUCCUGUUAACCGUUUUCAUUUCAUAGUAGCAAGCUCCAUCCACAUAUAGUUAUUCUUUUCUAGUUCCAAAAUCCAAAAUAAUAGACGAGCUCUUUUUGGGUAGUUAUCUUAAACUGUAGUAAUACCCGAUCUAGCCGGCCGCGAUGAUGUCGCAAAUUGUCCCCGUCAAGGCGUCAAAGGAUUCAGAGAGCUCGACCUAUGCUCUUCUCCAACGACAAACACCGAAAACCGAAGGUUCAGAAACUGCAUUCACAUUUUGACGAAUGUGACAAGCCUGGUUUUGAAUUGGUCUCGUCGACUCCUCCAGCCGGGCAACGUCGCCGGAUUAAGGGCAGCAAAACCGAGCUCCUGAUACGGACGACGAAGAGUGUGCCGAACUACCAUCCGUUUUUUUCGAAUGGCCUCAUAUGUUCUAGCACUGGCCGCUGCGAGUGCGGACUGUCUCAUUUCAGGCGAAGCCUCGAUACUUCAUUGGUAGGAUAGUCCUCCAGUAGCAGUCACUAAACACAUCUAGUUUUUGCCCACGCACACCACUCAGCAUGCACAGCCGUACUGGAGAACCGACCGGACGAAUGUACGGUAUACCCGGAUUUUCGCGUCGAUGUCGCGUCGGGUCGAUAGUCGCAUCCUGGACAUUAAAAAAAUCCCACGAGCAUCAUCGAUUUGGGAACCAACGUCAUCCUUACUCUGCUCAUUCGGCGACAACCUCUCCCGGGUCAUUUGAAACUGUCUUAUUCAAGUUUACAACUAUAACUCGAACGGUUAGGAGAGAUAGUUAAGAACCGUGACCUGCGCAGCCACAGAGCCGUAGUAGGCCUUGAUGCUGCCGAUGGUUUUGUCCAGCACACCGUAUAGUUCCGCAGGGACCCACGAUGGACGGGAUCGAACGCUGCUGCGAAGUUAACAUGGCAGACAGGUGCCGGUUUCAGGUAGCCUUUGCGAAAUUAAAAAUGCGUCGCGGUGUAAAUAUAUUGCCCGCGGAUCAAAGUCCGACUUGGUUGGGUUUCGUUCCCAAGUCACACUCAGCCGAAAUCGCUGGAUACUGACAACAGCGAAGGCCAUCGUAACGUCGAUGAGGCUUUUACCGCGAUAGUUCUUUCACAUUCCUUUAUCCCCUUUCUUGAAGACUGGCCCGAGGAUUUGUUAUCGAAGUUGAGGUGCUCCAGAUGCCCACGUCAGCGCUUCACUUUCAUCGGUUUGUCGGCCACCAUUUACAUCGCGAAUAUUGACUUAUGGCAGAAGGCCUUCCGUUAGCUUAGCCGAUAAUUUGGUCGCAUUUUCGCGUCUUCCCAAGGAUUGAGGCUGCCAAAUAUUUCUUGCAGUCAUUAAGGACCGCGUUUGCUGUCAUUUUUCGUGGUUAACGGGAAAUCGUUUAGGGACCUGGUUCGUGCUGUCUGAGCAGACAACUGCGAAGUACCUCCACUGGUCCAGUCGUCGCGUCGCCUCUGGGUUAGUCUAAGAAUUCUCUUAGCUGUCUCGAGCUGAGGAUCACUAGCUGCUACCUUCUCCUUCAUCUUUGGUCGCAAAACGUUACUGGAUGUCUGUGCCCAGAGCGUCAGCAGUGGUGGGUCGUCGUAAUUUAACGGUAUCAAGUUAUCUUGUAUGUGACGGCUCUGAUGCGCAUGAGCGGUGGACUUUUUGCGUGGACCGACGAGAACAGGGCAUGAUCCAUGAACGUUUCCAAUUUUAGCACGCAACCUUGAUCCGCCAUCGGUGACUCCACUGCGGGACCUUGAACCGGACAGAAUAUAAUCGAUCUGACUGGCCGUCUUGCCGUCACUUGAAUACUAGGUUAGCAGAUGUUUGCGGCUUUGCUGAAAGCACGUGUUGGUUACAAAUAUCCGGUUUUGAUUGACAAAGUUUGACAUUUUCUCACCAUUGUCGCGUCGAGAUCCAAGCCCAAAGCGACCGAUAACGUGACUGUUUGAAGAAUCACCAGGUCCAGUCCGGGCACUCCAGUCUCCGCCAACAAUCAACAUAUCACGGCAAAGGAGCCCUUAUAGUAACUUCUCCAACCGACAGUAGAAACUGUCUAUCUCGCUCAUCGUCAGCUGAUGUUAGUGCAUAUAUGGGCAUAACAGAAAUGUUUGUAACAUGACUCUUCAGUCGCACGCAAGCCACUCAUUGACCGAUUCUCACGUAACUAGUGUAUGGUUCACUUGUUGCGAAAGGGCGACCGCCAUACCGUGCCUAAAGAAAGAGUCGCGUGGGCUGUUGUGGUGUAGUGUGAAGCGGGAAUUAACCCCGGAGAUCUCAAAUUCUUGGGCGUCAUGGUCGGGGAUUCAGACAUCAGACAGGCGGCAGACAUCCACGUUUUUUACUCACAAUGACUGCGUUCCAGCAGAUCUUGGUCACUAGAAUCAAAGAACGUUCGAACAUUCGAGCAUCCGGUACUGAGUGUGCUCCUUAAUUGGGUACUUGAGCUCGCAUACUAUUGGCCUGCACCACUGUUCCUUGGGUCGGGGAACGCGUUGGUUCCGGUGGGCGCCAUAGCAUGGAUCUUAAUUCUUGAUUUGCAUAUUUCAGCGGAUUUCUAGGGGAUUUUCAGUACAAGCAGAUCUCCAAAAGCCGCUUUGGUUGUUUGGUCGAGGUUGCCUUCUCAAGAGUUCUGACACAAGAACCUGACUGCAACGCAAGUAAGCAGGUUAACUUUUUUAGCGGCGGACCAAUGUCGCCAUAUCGCAGUGUCCCCAUCAGGCGUUGCACACUUUAUUAGCCUGUCGACGUGCCAUCCCUCAGCUCACCCAGCGCCCAGGCAGCGUUGUCACCGUUGGCUCGCGAGACCAUGUGUAUUUCGUACCUAACCGAAGGCCUUGCCGCUAUCCGCCGCCUGUGGACGCACCGGGUAACCAGCAGCUAGGCUAACCAGUAACGCGUCUUUCCGGACCAGGCGCAAAAGCUAAUAUCGCAUCAUGGCAGUGGGGCAAAUCGGAUACUUUACACCCUGUUUGUUUCUAGUGGUUGGGGCGAAUGGAUUAUAAGACCAAUUCACCUUCAUAAUUUGGUACUGUAUCUUCUUACAUCCAUUAGUUGAAGGGCGUUGGCCGGCAGUUUCCCUCGGCUUAGUAACUAGGGUCUCUCCUAUAUGAUCUAGAAUUCGCAAUAAAAACAACUUCUGAAACGGUUGCAAAUAAUUCAUAGGGUCAAAUGAUUUUUUGUUCUAUACACUAGAGUAACUUUGACCCAACUGUGAAAAAUCCGGUGGGAGGCACCGAGUUUUUCACAGUUUGGUCAAAGUGAAUGAUUUGAACUCUGCCAAAACCUCUGAAUCAUACACUAAAGUCAAUAUUUGAAUCCUUUGUAUACAGAGGACGAAUACGCCAUUGUCGGUUUCUUUUCUGCAAGCCCCACAUAAUGUAACCCAAAGAUGCCUCGCAGUUUUCUAGUUGAUAAAAUGCAACUCGAAGUUAACGACAGUUUCUAUGCUAAUGCACAUUGCGCGUGAUGUGGAAGUUAUGUUCGCUGGCCUUCACGAAGUAAUAAAAAAUAGACAUCAGUCUUCCCCCUGCACUUUUUAUGAAACAUGCGGUAGAUUUGCUUUGUCAUGAAAUGUUAGCCGAAAUUCUGAAGUACGUUUUCCAUUCGGAAAGAUUACUUAGGUAGGGUUGUAAUAUUAAUUAUCAUGCUGCAUAAUUGCAAGAUAUUUCAGUCACGUCAGUGUGCCCGCUUUUGAAAGACCUUCCUUUCGGCGGUCUGCAAAAACUACAUUGUAAGAGUGACUGCUUAAGUAGUAUCAGUUUCUUCAAUCAAUUUUCUAUUCCUUUGAAUAUUUGACUAUAUUCUGCAUAAAACACGCAUAGAAACAUUCUUCUUUGUACUUAUUUGGUAACUAAUGACAUCUACUUCAAAUUUUUCUGCCCGGAGAAAUUAUCUUUCAGUUUUUUAAAUAGUUCCUAAUUAUGCUAUUUUCGAAGCCAGAAUCCACACCCAUUGCACAAUUUACAAGUUCUAUAUGACGUCUUCCUAACAGCAUAGAGAAAUGAGUGCUAUUCCUUUGACGAAACGUGUGCAGCACGCAGUUUAGGAACCCAAACGCUAGUGCAACGGUAGGUUGGGAUAAGAAACUGGCAGAUACUCUUUCCUCAAGUAAACAAUCUGGAAACGUAAUUUGCUACCAAGUCAGUACGAAAAAGACUAUUUUUGUGCUUGUUUUCUAUAAACUUUAUUUGCACUCAUAAGGGCAUUGAAAAUCAUUAAGAGAAAUCCAUGCCAAUAAAGUCGCCUUUUUACGGAGUGUGGUUUUUUUAAACGGCCAAGAGGAGGUUCAUUCAAACGACGAAAUCCUGGCCUGACUGUAAUAUCAUAGGAUUGAUUAAUAAUGCUACAACCUUACUUGGGUAAUUUUUUCGAAUCGAAGACAUCUUGGAAUUUUGACCAACACUUCAUAAGGUAGCAUAUCUGCGCCUACCGCUUAAACAACAGUAGUCCUGAUUUCCGCGAAACCCUGCGUUUGCCAUUUUAAAACAUCAGAUUUAAUCGUCGAUUAAAAUAGGCGUCGGAUGAAGCUUAAGAAAUGUCAGGGCUUCUGCAACGAGUACGCAGUUUUUUCGAAGGAUUUUACUAGAACUGAUGCCUUGAUUGAUUCACUGUGAAACUCCAUACUGCGUUUUUAAUUAUCGCUCUGCCAACGGGGUCUUACUUUGUUUAUCUAGGUGUUAAAACGACUAUGUUCCUCGGUUUGGCCUUUUUCCAAAGAAUGCUCAUUGUACAGCUCCCUUCAACCUACGCCUGAUCUCUAUGGACCAUUUUGGAUCACAGUAACACUCAUAUUUUCAGUAGCUUUUGCUGGAAGCAUCCGCGAGUACCUUCUUCUGCGAGAUAAGUCAGCAUUGUCCACGUUCAACUUUAUGCGAGGUGAGCACCUUCUAUACUUCGUUGUUAACGCUUCGCAGGAAGUGAUGCACGUCUUUAUUUUGCACGAAAACCUGUUUUAUAAUGAUCCCAAUACUGGGACUACAAGAAAGUUUGUUUAGCUUAUGCUCCGCCCAUCUGCCAGGCAUUACUCUCUCCAGGUCGUUUUUUUGCAUAAAUACUGAUUUUCAAACUUAAUGAUAUUGGGUGGUCGAUGUGGUCACCUGUGCCGUCUGGAUCUCGGGUGAUUCGCUUAUCAUCCCCUACCAGCCAAGCAACUCUAGUUAGCGGUGAUGAACGAGGUAAAUGGGUUGAUCCAGUUAGAGUCGAAGCGGACAUGUUCACUAGAUUUCUCACUGAUAAUCAAUUCACAUUACCCUUUCCUCGAUGGAGGCCUCGUUAGCGUGUGACUUUGUCCUCGGACGCAUCUCACACCGAUUCCAGACGGUUCCGCGACAUCGAGCAAAGGUCGCCCUGGCCUAGUUGAACUGAUGCUUGAUUUAAUCCUUACCUUGCAUGCUUCUUAGGAACUUCAGUCGAAAUCGUCAGAAUCCCUUUAGUGACUCGGAAGCUUUGCCGUCUACCAUGACCAGGCAGAUGCCUCAGUGGACCAUGCCUGUUUUGCAAAUAUUCAUUCUUAAGCGCACUUUAACUGCCUUUAUAGCGCUGCUGUGCACUGCAUGCUAGCGCAAGAUCACCGGUGUAUUCGUGAUCCGUAGUCCUUCAACCCGUGUCCCCUGCCCAGUGCCUGUUGAAGAACCAUUACACCACAUGUUCACAGAUGGAACUCUAAUUUUGCCUUCAACUACCCCUCUCACUGCCUCGCUGUCUACCACUACGGAGUUUCCAGACAAUCCGGUAGCGACACCAGUUUGUCCGACCUUCUAGCUCACAUCUAAAGACCCCCUACCCUGCCAGUGACCAGAGUCCUCCGCCCUUCACGUAAGCCACAAACUCCGCUGCAGUUGGCCAUCGUUGACUACGACGGGCCAGCUAUUGCUAAUCCUAUCCGGGCUUCCAGCCCUUGACUUCGGGAUUUGAGACGGAACUCUCGAACUGCCCAGCCGAUAUGCCCCCGUCCUUUCUUUCAACAUCGAUGUACAUGGUUGGACUCGAGGCAGAAUCAUGGUCGAUUCGUGCUCGUACACAGCCUCCCACCUAUGGCAUCCUGAAUGCAGUAUCUCGCAGCACGGGGCAGCGUAGCUGUAACAUACCUACCUCAUAAUUCAACACAUCAUCCUUGAGAAGCGUUAGUUUGUUCCGGUCAAGAUUCGUCAGCAUGUUUAACUGCAGGGGUACACACAUGUAGGUAUAUACUUCAGGUAGAUACACUCACAGUGAUUGGCGUGCUCCUGCUCUUUUUGGAGUUUUCUACGGUUAGAACAUGCCCACCGCACCAAAUUCCCGAUUACUGUGUCCUUCGUCAUUUUAUGAAUUGGCAUUGGUAACAUUCAUGUUCUGUAACAGAAAUUUAAUCUUCCUUACAAUUGGCAUCUAUUUGAGAUUUGCUUCGUAUAUUCAACUUUUCCCAAAGCCUUUCGAAUACUGAUCGUGCAUGUUGCAUGAAAUCGUUUUCGCUACUCUUAUGGCAUACCUAAGAGGCAGGCCGACAUACUUCAUAAUCACAGUAGAUAUUCAGCUUCACGCACAUUUGUGUGCAUGUGUAAGAUAGUCUCUACAUUAGUAAUUUGAUUUGUAAGUAUUCCAUAGUUUGAUCGAUAGCCUACUGUUCAUUUUCUUUGCAUAUAAAAUAUUUUUCGAUUUCGUCAGCCUUAUUUCGUGGACUCGUCUCGGCCAGGUCUCCGUGUCCAUAUUCAGAAAAUGUUCUACUGAUUCAAAAUAAGUAGUCUUUUUAUUUAGCCUAGGGGCAGCCGAAGUCGAUAUGCUGUCGCGUAGUGCCGUACAUAGCUGGUUUGUCAGAAAGCUUCGCCAGACUGGUGAGCGAAUUUGGGAUUGACGUCGCUCACAGACCUGAAGCAACAAUCCGCUGGCAAAUCAUGCACCCUAAGGACCCGAUUCCCAUAAAUCAGAAAUCGGACGUUAUUUACUGGGUAGACUGCAACUGUGGUCAGGCCAGUUAUGUUGGUGAAACUGGCAGACAGGUUCAUACGAGAUUGCACGAGGAUGAUUUGGCUGUGAGACGAAAGCAUCAACUUUCCUUGGUAGCCGCCUACGCCUCCUCGCCAGGUCAAGGCUUUGACUUUGAGCGCGUAAGAAUACUGGGCCAGUCAAACGAUCGAGUUACACGCCUGCUGCAGGAGGCCUGGCACUCAAAUGAGGAACCGGUCAGUCGACAUAUUAAUCUUCCAAUCGCAUAUCAAGUACUGUGUGAACAAAUCAGCAGCGCAGCUGGAGGUCACCCCUGGCAGAGGCGAAUUAAAUAUGCGAUGAGUUUUACGGCUUUUCAUUCCUUGACGAUGGGCUCGCGUGAGAGUUCGGAACGUCGGACAAAUAAACAAUUGGUCCCAGCGAUCGGCUUCCGGUCUUUUUCUAUUCAAUUACCUGGACCGCGCGACUAGUAGAAUGAUGUAAAUCAGGUGGUACCGACAAACAAGGGAGACCGGAAUGGCCAUUUCUGGCUUAUUAGCCGUCAUCGGCCAGUCAUACCCAGCCCCAAGUGUGGUUAAUAUCGGCUAAUAAGCCAGAAAUGGUCAUUCCGGUCUCCCCUGCCUUUGUCGUUACCACCUGAUUUACAGCACUCUACUACCUGCGAGGGUUCUAGUGUGAGCCCCAAGGCACAACGGAACGAGCAUGUUCCGUAACCCGAUCGGUGAGCGCCCACUGUCAUAAUUAAAAUUCCCGAUCACAACCAACAGGACAACGAGCCCGUGGCUCAAUGAUAGAGCGUCAAACUCCAUGACCAAAGAUCCCCGGUUCGAAUCUCAAGUGAUCCACACUUAGUGUUUGGUAUGACUGGCUGAUGACGGCUUAUAAGCCAGAAAUGGCCAUUCCGGUCUCCACUGUCUCUGUCGGUACCAUCUGAUUUACAUUAUAUAUAUAUAUACGGGCUGGCGGCCCGGUGGGUAGAGGCGAGUUCGAGGCUCGGGUGUUCCACACUUCGGGCUUGGGUAUGGCUGGCUGAGGACGGCUAAUAAGCCAGAAAUGGGCAUUCCAGUUUCCCCCUGUCUUUGUCGUUAAUACCAUUCCGCCUAUAUAUAUAUAUAUAUAUAUAUAUAUAUAUAUAUAUAUAUAUGUGCAGAAUAGCGUUACCGACAAAGAAAAGGCCGUCGUCAGCCAGUUAUGCCCAACCCGGUUCGGUCCAUAAUCUUUAAUAACAACCUACCUGUCUGCAAUGUGUGUAUGGAAAACUUCUCUGUCUGUAACCUUUUUUUCUCUCCCAUGUCUAUGUCCCCUUUUUCUAAAUACUUUCUCAUAUAUUACUUUUUUAAAGUGACCAUCACUUCGGCCCUCCUGCUUACCUACUGGUGCAUCGUGCCACUUCUCAUUGCCUGUGCUGCCUGGUUCCGUCGUCAGAAGCAGGAUCCAGGUACAGAACAGCUGGUGGGAGAAGACUCCACUGGUUUGAAGAUGGGCCAGCUCUUCACAGACCUUCUCGCUGUCUACGGCUACUCUCUGACAGCAUUUGUGCCUUGCACCGUGAGCAUCCCGUCUACAUUCCCCUCUGCUUCCAUUUGUUUAAGUUUUCGAUGUUUAUUGACUGAUACUAUUAAUAGUAGGCUCACGCGUUGCCAAUAACGGGGACCACUGGUGCCCCAGAGAGGACACGAAAUAGCGAUUUGGUGAGCUGAUUUUCGCUCCAUCUACUUCGCCGCAACUAGGAUUCCGCGAGCAAAGACAACUAGAUAUGGGCGCGAGCGCAGCGGAUGAUGGGCUUAGUCCACGUGUAAGGCGCACGUUCUCUGCCCAAUCCCCACACAGGAUCAGUCGUCAAUGAUCGGGCCUGGAGUCGCACGCACUAAGGGGCCGUUGCGUCCUGACCCUCAGCCCUAACUAGGACCGAGUUACCGCGUCGCUUGGGCAGCUCCAAAGCCACCGUGACCAAAACGUCAUCAUAGGGUGGAAGGCGCAUUUAGUUGUCAUUAGUUCGGGGUCGGGCGACCUCUAUUCCCUGUGCCUACGUCCCGUGUGAGUCAAACCAACUGGAGGAGCUAAGAUUGGGUGCUGCAGCUAGCCUGGCGGGAAGCUUCCUUUGAGUGCGUGUCAUGUUUAAUAUUGAAGCAUGUGCUCGGAGCACAUAACGUCUUAGCCAAUACCCACAUUUGUCGUUCUUCCUAGAACCGUCUGCGUUAGUGGAAUUUAAAUGAUAAGGAGUAGGUAAAACAGUGGAAAAUCGUUUAAUUUCGACCUGUAAUGAUGUUUUCUCGCUAAACGCCUGCGGGGUGGCACACUAUUUCCCGGGAAAUGUACAAUCUUGCAUUGCCUUAUGGUGAUGUGUGAUUGUCUUGAUCACUUUUAGACCGAUAUAACUUUUAGUCGUUUUCAGCUAGCUCCGUCCGUUUUUCAUAACUGGAUAAAUUAUUCCAAAUUAUUCAGCAAACGGGGAAUCUGGUUUUUGAGACCGAACUUCCCAGAUCUGACUGUGAUUUGAAUGCUGUCUUCGCCACCAAGAGGGAAAGUUACUCCGUCAUAAUCGAUGAUGACCGAUAUCACCAGAUGAAGGCUGUGGAUGGGGCGAUUCAUCUCCAGAAACGCGGUGGUCCUGAUCCCUCGGGAUGAAUGAACAAUCCUGUUUGGCCCUUGUGUAUCCAAGGGUAUCACCUGCUAUGUACCCGAUCGCAACCGACAGCACAUUGAUCCUGUUGCUCAAUAGUUAGGACGUUAGACUUCUAACCAACAGGUCGUGUGUUUGAGUUUUGUGCGUCGCAUACGUAAGGCCUGGGUAUGGCUGGCGAAUGACGGCUAACAAGUCAGAAAUGGCCAUACCAAUCUCCCUUGUCAUUCUCGGCAAUGCUAUCCUGCCUAUAUUACGCUCCGCAAUCCGACUGCUGUCGGGGUUCGAAAGAAAACCCCAAGGCACAACGGGACCAGUGAGUUCCGUAAUGCGAUCGGUGAGCGCCUCUCUGCCAUCAUCACCUGUUAGUAGCCCUGAUAUCCCUAUAGGCUGUUUGACUUCCUGUGUUCUUUACCUGUAUGAAAGCCAUUAGAGUGUUCUCUUCUUAUUUUAGCUCCUUCUCCUGAUACCCUCCUUUGCCGCACAAAUGACAAUUCUUGUCCUGGCUACCGCGCUCUCUUGCAGCGUUUUAGCCACAGCCACCUUGAAGACCUUUCAACAUCACAAGAAACAGGUAAAUUUUCGCCCUUGUGCGAUGCCCGGUUUGCCUUCGCCAGUCCUAAUGUCGGGUUGGUUUUCCCUAGCUCUAAGGGCUUUGUGGGCUAGUGCAUGUGGCUGCCUUGUAGGUUGUACUCCACAUAUGUUUAUACCGUAAGCGUGUGCUACUGCGUCAGUAGUAUGCCGUUCGUUUUUCCAGAUCUUGUUUUGCGUCUCGUGCGUCUCGUGACUUUUAUUGUAACCGGCGCAAAGAUGUAUUUUCACAGCCAAAGCCGCCACGUCCUGGUGUCGAAGACCUGCUGGCAAGCGUUGCGUUUCCACUGUCGUCCUCUUGCACCUGCUUUGGAUACUUUAAUAACCCGAUCUAUUAGGGGCCUGCCGUCGACUGUGCUGCCAAUCGAUACUCCCUUACUCUAUGACUGCCACGCAGCCCAACCAUCAGCUUCAGUCAAGGCAGGAAAACUAAUUGCAAGUUGCCUAAUCGCAAUCCCCUCUUCCGCAUCUAGGAGAUUUGUCUCAUAGUCUCAGUAGAAACUUAUCCCAACACUGCAUUGGGCUCCUCAUGUGAGCCAAAGAUGGAGGAUUGUCGGACGACAGACCAGCCCUUGGUUGCUGGGACGCCUAAAACAGUCGGCCCGAAUUCCCGUCGUCAUCCGCUGUGUUGAUUUCGCAUUUCUGUUUUUUGUAUCUAGUGCAUAAUUGCUACAGUAGGUGGGCUAACUCAUUAAAUGUCAACCGAAAUUCCGAAAUGCGUUAUCGUUUCGGAAAGAUUAAUUAAGUUCGUAAAACUAGUCAGCCUGCAGAAUAAUUCUAUAAUAGUUCGGAUACCUCAGGGUGCCGGCUUUCGAAUGAACUUUCUUCCGGCUGCAUGCAAAACUCUAAAAAAAUGACUUCUUAAGUUGUACGAAUUUUUCAUUGAUUUUUUCAUUUUCAUUUUUUAGUUUUUUUUUCAUUCAUUUUUCAUUGAUCUUCGAUGCUCCUAAAAGUCCACUUAUAUUGUUUGAAAAACAUGCAUAAAACCAUUCAUUCUUUCUCUCAGUCGGUAGAUAAUUACGUCUUCUUUUAAUUUUAUGCUCGAAGGAGGGACAUAAUUUGGUUUUAAAAAGUUUAUAAUUGUGGGACUUUUAAAUACCGUGAAAUGGCCAUUCAUAAAUCGUCACGUCUCUGCAUUUACCAAUGUGGCUUGCAAAUCUAACGAUAUGGAUCAAAUGCAAUGCUAAAUUUCACGAACCCCAUGUGGUCUUCUCUCAAUACCGUAAAGAAAUAUGUGGUUUUCCGUACGCGGGGAACAUACGGCUUGUAGUUUGGAAACCGUGAAUGCAAGUGUAACGGUAGAGCGGGUUCAAAAUUAUUCGGGAAUUGGAAAAGUUUUUGAAAACCGAAUUAUACUCUUCCUUUGAAUAUAACAUUGGAAGACGUUAUUGUCCACCGAGUAAGUAAAAGAAUGAAUAUUUUUAUGUAUGUUUUUCAAUAAGAACAAUCUAUGCUACUUAAGUAGUCAUUUUUUACAGCGUCGCUUUUGCGUGCCGCCGGAAGGAAGUUCAUUCGAAAGCCGGCAUCCUAAAUUAACUGAAUUAUUAUUGGAUUAUGUUGCAUGGUGAUUAGUUUUACAACCCUACUUAAUUAACCUUUUGGAAACGAAGACGCAUUUCGGAAUUUCGGUUAACAUUUCAUGAGUUAGCCCACCUACUGUACGUACUGUCACAAGCCUGUAUCCGACGGACCGUGUUUUUCGGCCUAAAACGGCUCCUGGGUUCAGAGUGACGCGCCCCCCCCCCUCCCCGCGGUCGGUAGCACAAAAUAUGGCGGUUCACUAUUACCAGUCCUGCGCAGAUUCUCUUUAUACCAACCUUUUCUCUAGAUCAUAUUUUAUACAGCAUAUGUAGAACCGGGGCCAACUGCAGUGACCUCUGCGCCUGAAGCUUCGUCAUCCUUCAGAAUACGCGCCUGGGCCGCCUGUCGCUGGACGGAUCGUGAGACGGCAAUUAAUCGAUAGUUACAUACCCCCCCCCCCCAUCCUUGACUUGUUCUAAAGACGCAAUGCGCGGUAGAUAUACUAACUCCAUGAAAUGUUAACCGCUAUUGUGAUAUGCGUUUUCGACCCGAAAAGAUUACUUAAGCAGGUUUGUAAUAUUAAUACCAUGAUAAAAGAAUUUAAUUCAAAUGCCGGUAUCCUGAGUCGAGAACAUAUUUCGGAAUUUCAGUUAACAUCUCACGAGUUAGUCCAUUUACUGUACGUGGGACCUGCCCUAGUGUUCUAAUAUUGAUUUACGACACUAGCUGCUGCCGAAGGCCUUUGUUAGAAUGCUCACGGACGAAAGGUCUUUACGCUCCAGAGCUUCUUUGCGGGCAGCCCUUCUGGUUCUUGCCUCUAAAGGCAGAUUGCUAAUUUGCUGACAGACACAACAACUGGAGUGUCUGGAUGUGGAUAUAGAGGAGCGGACGCGAGAACGCCAUUUGCAGGAAGUCGUUGUUUCCGAUUGGACCACAUCACCCGAGACAGAAACAACUGUGGGCAUGGGAUCCAGAGAACUUACGGAAUUUAUGAGCUGUGGUUGUCACUCAACUGUCUGGUGACCCACAUUCAUCUUGAGUUUUUUUUUCAGGGACCCUUUUGACCGGGACACUGUUUUCACCUCCUUUUUCUCCUUUUAGAACGCGAUCGUCUUUGUUGUCAUCGUCAUCGUCCUGCAUCUUGCAAUGGCUGUGUGUCUGUCAGUAAGUGCACUGCAGGCUCCUUUGUGUUUAAUUUCCUCCGAUUUUCACAACUACUCCUGCCGGGGUGUUCCUUCCUACUGUUCGCCACAUCAAACGUCCGGCCGCGUGCAGGUCGAUGACAGUGGUGUGUGUUUAAAUCGAGCCAAACUCCCUGAGUCGACGCUGAGGGUCGCAUUACGAGAGCUGUUCCACCCCGAUAUCAUUCCUUCUCAUGGCAGAUGGAAUUUUUGAUCCUUAUUUGGGAAUUCUUUCUGCUAGAAGGUUCCUGUUUCGAUCUGAAGUCUGUCAGCAUUGACGGUAUUUCUAUGUUAAACUGGCGAGCAAAGCUACCGAUUUCAAUUUUGGUUGUCGACGCUUCAAGAUCGCGAUGAAAGAUGUUCAUUGGUUCUCCUACCUCUGCAGCAACUCACCGGCUUUGUGUAUGCAUGCUAAUUAGUGUCACUUGGCCAGAACUGACUGCCUGUAGACUGGCUCGUCGAUGAUGACUCAGUUUGAAGCAAACUUUGACCCUGAGUCGCAUGUCUAAUAAUGGGUUUUCCUCUUCCAGUGAUGCUGCGAUUACUGUUAUUAACAUAUCAAAAAUAGCCUCUUUGGAUGCCGUUAAAUUUGUGGCAAGUUUGCUCGCAGAAACUGUUCCGGUUACAACUGGUACUGUUGCCUAUCUUCCAAAGCUCCCCUCGAUAAAGCAUUGCAAGUUAUUAAAGGAAACGAAUGUCUACCAAACGGAAUAACUUGUCUUUUUAACCUCCCAGUUCGUUGUAAUCGACUUGUGGUUUACAUCAUUUUUGUUCGAAUUUUGCUCUCAGCGUGGCAUUAUACACUCUGUUUGCGUCCUAUACCGCCAAAUUUAGCCACGCAUGUGCGCUCCGCAAACCAAACUUCUUCCUCUUCCAAGCUAACGCUCCAAACUGCUUUCUCUAGCACGUCAUAGGUGUUCUUUAAAUGUUCUUCCUUUCCGUUCACACUUGACUGACCAAUGCGUUUUCCGACAUAUGAGAGGGCGCUUAAAACUACCUGCUGGCUUGAUUUUUGCAGGCUGCUACUCGACGACUUUUCAUCUGUGGUAGGGGGCGCUCACCGAUUGUUCUUACGGAACUCACUCGUUCCGUUCUGCCUUGCGGACUCUCUCGAGCCCAACCAGUCUCCCUUGUCUUUGCCGGUAAUACCAUUCUGCCUGUAUCCUGCGCCGCUGUGCGGCUGCUGGUUGGGCUUGAGAGAGAGUCCGUAAGGCACAACGGAACGAGUUACUUAAGAACGAUCGGUGAGCGCCCCCUACCACUGUAUGCUCCCGAUCGAAAACCGACAGGGCAACGCGCUCGUGGUCCAGUGGUUAGAGGCGUGGACUUCUAACUAACAGGUCGCGAGUUCGAGCCCCGGGUGUUCCACACAUCGGGGUUGGGUAUGACUGGCUGGCGACGACUAACAAGCCAGACAUGGCCAUUCCAGUCUCCCUUGUCUUUGUCGGUAAUACCAUUCUACUUUUCAUCUAUUUCGGCGUACAUAAUUCUCCCAUUCGUCGUCUUAUCUCCUUUCAAAGCCUUAAAUUCCGUCUCCUGCUAUUCAGCGAACUUUUCAUCAAGGCAUCGACACCGUACUUAUUGCAUUUGGCUUUACUUUUAGUGUAAAGAUGCAAUCGGGUGCUAUUGACCUCAGUGAAAUAAAGUCGCAUAUGUGCAUUUGCCCAAUCAUCAGUGUUAUGUAAUUUAGAAUUGUUACCGGCAAAGGUCGUGGACAGUGGAAUAGCCAUUUCUGACUCAUUAGUUGUCAUCAACGCAGUGAUAACCAACUCCGGGUUCUGGGGUAUAUCAAACCAUUUGCGUGAAAUCAUUGAUGGAUAUUAAAUGGAACACUCAUACCGCAUAAACCAUUCGACUGAAUUCGGUAUUAUUGACUUCUGCUCGCCAUUCAACCGCCUUUGUGACUUCAAAAGGCAAGUUAAAAUGCCCACUUGAAUCCUACAUUGAUGGACGCUACUUUCGUUUACUUUUACACAAAACGGCUAUUUCGCCUGCAUUUCAGCUGGUCUUCUUCCACCAACCAAGUGAAGUGGCCUCCGCUGCGACCCCGCUCUCUGCAGCCACAGCACCGCCUCACAAUGACACAGCGAGCCAACCAAUCGGAACGAAUCCAAAACUCUCCGAGAGCAAAAGCGCAGAUAUUCCGAGGGCUGAUGGCAAACUGCAAAAGGGGGCAAACCCGCCAGCGCCCUAG